Molecule: messenger RNA, 1534 nt
Organism: Tilletiaria anomala UBC 951
Lineage: Eukaryota; Fungi; Basidiomycota; Exobasidiomycetes; Georgefischeriales; Tilletiariaceae
Product: NAD-dependent deacetylase sirtuin-2
Exons: 5
Coding region: 190-1380 (396 amino acids)
Molecular function (GO): histone deacetylase activity, NAD-dependent; NAD+ binding
Source: RefSeq, a predicted model, not a curated record
CUUCAGGCAUGGACUCAGCGAACAAUCUCAUCGACGGCGUAUCCACUACCUGAGAAAGCCGGGUUUCCAGUUACCAUUCUGUUGAAAUUUUUGCAGCACCUGUACUCCGCGACGGCGGCGAUAGCUGCUUCGCUGAACUUAACUGUACUUAAGGACCCCUCGGUCGUCUCUCACCCCUUGAGCAUCAUAAUGAGCGACUCUCAUGGCGCGGCCAUUUUCGCCCCAUCAAACAAGCUGGACCUUCAAGGUGUGGCUUCCCUCAUUCAGAAGGGCAAGGCGAAGCAGAUCCUGGUCAUGACCGGUGCCGGUACCUCGACCAGUGCUGGUAUCCCUGAUUUUCGAUCACCAGAUACUGGGCUAUAUGCCAAUCUACAAAAAUACAAUUUGCCGUAUCCAGAGGCGAUUUUCCAGCUAGACUUCUUCCACGAGAAACCAGAACCCUUUUUUACUUUGGCCAAGGAGCUUUUUCCGGGCAACUAUAAGCCAACCCUGACGCAUGUCUUCUUCCGGCUUUUGCACGAGAAGCAGAAACUUCUGCGUGUCUUUACGCAGAAUAUUGAUACCUUGGAAAGAGCAGCAGGUCUACCAGACGAAGCGAUCGUCGAGGCGCACGGUUCAUUCGCCUCGUCAAAGUGCACUAAGUGCAAGACAGCUGUGUCAACCGAGGACAUGCGGGCGUCUAUUAUGAAAGGAAAGGUAGUCAGAUGCGAAGACGCGAUAUGCAAGAAGAAAACUGCAGGAAAAGGAGGACUAGUGAAACCGGACAUAGUAUUCUUCGGCGAGGGUUUGCCGGACCGCUUUUUCCAGAGGCUCUCGGACUUUCAAAAAGCGGACUUGCUUCUUGUGCUCGGUACUUCCCUUCAAGUGCAACCAUUUGCCUCCCUCAUCGACAAAGUCCCCGACGAGUGUCCGCGCAUGCUCAUCAAUCUCGAGCGGGUUGGCGAGUUGGCAAAUCUUAGCGACAUGGACGGGUUCACGGGCAGAUAUAAUAUCGGUGGGUUCGACUUUGAAGGCCAUUCAAGAGGCGGAAAACAGAAUGCGCGUGACGUCCUGUACGAGGGAAAGUGCGAUGACGGCGUGCUGGAGCUUGCCAUGGCCUGCGGCUGGGAAGUUGAGCUACUCAAGCUGCGCGACGAGGUCUGGGAGCAGUGGGAGCGCAAGUACAAGAAAGCCCCAUCAACGCCUUCGAGCACCGCUGCCGUAUCACAGGCGGAGAAGAAGGCGGAUUCGGCUUCUGACGGGCCAGCAAAGACGGACGGUGCAAGCAAGCCAACGUUAGAAAAGCCACCAUUGUCGUUUGCAGAACAGACGGCAAACGAUCUCGCGUCAGACCUAGCAGAAAAGAUGGGUAAUUUGAAGAUGAAGGAGGGCCAGGCAUAGGGAUCAUCUGAUACGAAAAGUGAGAUGGGCCAUACGCAGGAUGGGCCUAUAUAGACCUAACGCAGGACGCUGGGACUAUGCGAGGUAGCGUAUAGUAAUAGUAAAGCAAAAGUGACAGGCAUCGGUCCAAGGUGUCCAAACUAGACAAUCACUC